AUGCUCCACCUGUCGAUACACCCGACGGGCUGCAGGCAGCAGCAGCAGCAGCAGCAACAGCAGCAGCAGCAACACCAGCAGCAACAGCAGAAACACCAGCAGCAGCAGCAGCAACACCAGCAGCAGCAGCAACAGCAACAGCAACAGCAGCAGCAGGCCCCCAUGCUGAGGUCUUCUUCGUUCUCGAGGCAGCAGCAGCAGCAGCAGCAGCAGCAACAGCAGCAACAACAACAGAAACAGCAGCAACAGAAGUAG
This is a messenger RNA of Eimeria mitis, 255 nucleotides long. RefSeq lists its product as uncharacterized. The coding region runs from base 1 to 255 and encodes 84 amino acids. The transcript has 2 exons. Lineage: Eukaryota; Apicomplexa; Conoidasida; Eucoccidiorida; Eimeriidae. The record is from RefSeq and is a predicted model, not a curated record.